ACCCCCUCCCCAGCCCUCCCCAGCCCUCCCCAUCACAAGGCACACUGGGACUCAGCACACUCGACUGCCAGCCCAGCCACUGGUCCCUGAGGAGAGCAGACGGAUGUCCACAGGCAUGGAGACAGUAGACAGUGGGGAGGUGGCCCCUGAGGCUCCUCAGCCCACAUGCAUCCGGGUGCACAUCCACCAGGAGUCCGCACUGGCCAAGCUCCUGCUGAGCAGCUGCUCCCUGCUGCAGCCCCUCGUCCCUGCGCCCCGCCCAGCCUCCCGGCCCUUGAGCAGCCACCGGCUGCUGGUGGCCUCCUGGGCAGCGCAGAUCACGCUGGGAAUACUGAGUGGGGUCCUGGGAGGAUUCCUCUACAUCUUCUACAACUCCGCCAUGCGUGCAUCAGGAGCUGCCAUCUGGACAGGGGCUGUGGCUGUGCUGGCUGGAGCUGUCGCCUUCAUUUAUGAGAAAAGAGGUGGCAUCUACUGGGCCCUGCUGAGGACCCUGCUCGCCCUGGGAGCUUUCUCCACGGCCAUGGCCGCCAUCAUCACUGGGGCUAGCGGUUUCCAUAAGUACUCCUUUUAUUUUUAUGACAGUAUCUGUGAUACCUCCCCAUCCUGGGGGCCCACCCGGCCCCCCGGCUCUCCAAAUCCAGAUGUCGGAAGGCUACGGCUCUGCAUCUCCUACUUGGACAUGCUGAAGGCCCUGGCCAGAAGCCUUCAGGGCCUGCUAUUAGGUGUCUGGGUUCUGCUCCUUUUGGCGUCUCUGGUCCCCCUGUGUCUGUACUGCUGGAAAAGACGCCGACCUAAGGAGAAAAGAGACCUUCCCUUAGAAGAAACUGCUGGGAGCCAGUGAAAUCUAGCCCUGCCUCUCUGGAGGACUUCUGCUUGGAGCUCUGCCUGGGCCAGGUGACCCUGCAUCUGCCUUCUGGAAGAAGAACCAGACGGAGAAGAUGCUCCCCACUCGCCCCAGUUGGCCGUCCCCCACAGCCACACUCCACCCUGCUCCUGCACCCAUCACAGCUGCUGUGGCCCGACACCUUCACCAUCCUGCCUGCUUCAUGUCCCCUCCUGAGCAGUGAUGAAAAUAAACUCUCUGUUGUUGCUCCCA
Camelus dromedarius (Arabian camel) is the source of this 1096-nucleotide messenger RNA. RefSeq names its product transmembrane protein 176A (gene TMEM176A). Bases 104 to 841 code for a protein of 245 amino acids. Lineage: Eukaryota; Metazoa; Chordata; Mammalia; Artiodactyla; Camelidae. The transcript has 7 exons. The record is from RefSeq and is a predicted model, not a curated record. Gene Ontology annotation, cellular component: membrane.